UGGUUUGAAUGAUCGAGAAGAAGAGACAUUCUCUAUGCCUGUGUGAUUAGCCGCCGGAGAGUAGAGAAGAGACGGCCGGAGCCUUUGUCACAGCAGUGCGCGCGCAGGAGACAUGUUCCGGAGGAUACUGCAGCUGACUCCUGGGAGAGUUGGAGCUCAGAAUUCCGAAUCUGAACCUUCUGCCACUCCUGGAAACACUGUUAACAAUGAAAGUACUUCUGAGGGUUUCAUUUGUCCACUCUGCAUGAAAUCCCAUGGAACAGCGGAGGAACUCUUUAAACAUUAUGAAGCUUCUCACGAGCCGUGUAGUGAUCUUGGUCAUGGAGGAGAUAUCAGUUCUUCUGCAGAAAGAGAGGAGUUAUUGCUGCUUCGACAGGAGGUACAGGACUUACAAGCAUCAGUUAAGGAAGAGAAAUGGUAUGCAGAAGAACUGAAGAAGGAGUUGGAAAAUGUUCAAGAGCAACUGAAGCAAAACGCAAUACCUGAUGGAGUGACCACAGUAGCAUCUACAGAACUUCAGUCCCUGGAACAGCAGCUGGAAGAGGCUAGGACUGAAAUCUUUAAUAUUAAGCAGAUGAAGGACUUGUUUGAGCAGAAAGCGGCACAGAUGGCUACCGAAUUGGUUGAGUUAAAGGCUUCAUAUGAUGAAGAAAAAGGUCACCUUGCUUCCGCUGAAGAGAAUGUUAAAAGUUUAAACCAGGAACUACAGAUUAGGUCACGUGUAAUUGAAGAUCUGAAGACUGAGCUGUUACAACGGCCUGGAAUUGAAGACGUGGCUGUGCUGAAAAAAGAGCUCAUCCAGGUCCAGACGCUGAUGGACAAAACCACUUUGGAACGUGAAAAAGAAUCGGAGAAGUUGAAAGACGAGUGCAAGCAACUGCAAAUGCAAAAUGCUAAUUCUGAGACCACUAUUAACCAGUUAAAGGCUGAACUUGAAAAAGGACCCCAGGAAGUUGCAGUUUAUAUCCAAGAACUGCAGCAACUGAAAGCGUCCUUGACUGAGCUGUCGCAGAAGAAUGAGACGUUGGUGGAGAAACUUCUAAAGAAGGAGCUGGAGUACACUCAGCUGGAAGAGAAGCAAAAUGAAGAGAUUAUGUCCAGGAAGAACUUGCAAGUAAAUCUCAACCAUAAAGAUGUGGAGUGCCAGCAGCUCCAGUCACGGCUGUCUGCCAGUGAAGCGUUGCUGCAGACCCUGAAAACGGAGGUGGCUGAGAAAGGAGAAGCCAACCAGAAACUGAAAGUGGAGCUGUCUGAAGUGGAGAUCAAGCACCAGAAUCUCAAGGCUGGGUUCAAGCAGCUUCAACAACAGCGGGAAGAAAAGGAGCAGCAUAGUUUACAACAGCAGAGUGAGAUUAACCAGCUCCACAGCAAAUUACUGGAGACGGAGCGCCAACUAGGGGAGGCGCAUGGGAGGCUGAAAGAGCAGAGACAGCUGUCCGCUGAGAAACUGAUGGACAAGGAACAGCAGGUGGCAGAUUUGCAGCUGAAGCUUUCACGUGCUGAGGAGCAGCUUAAAGAAAUAACCUCUGAAUCGGCCGAUCUACAGCAUCAGCUGGAGAAAAUUCGACAGCAACAUCAGGAACAGCAAACUCUUCAGCAAACCACUACAUCCAAACUGAGGGAAGCCCAGAAUGACCUUGAGCAAGUUUUACGCCAAAUUGGGGACAAAGACCAAAAAAUUCAAAACCUUGAGGCCUUGCUGGAAAAAAGCAAAAAAAAUAUUUCUUUACUUGAGAAAGAGAGGGAAGACCUAUGUGCCAAAAUUCAAGCUGGUGAAGGAGAGACUGCUGUCCUCAGCCAGCUACAAGAGAAGAACCACACUCUGCAGGAGCAGUUAACACAACUAACAGAGAAGUUAAAGAACCAGUCCGAAAGUCACAAACGAGCACAAGAGGAUUUGCAUGAACAAGUGCAGGAACAGAAAUCCCAGCUUCGAGCAUCUCAAGACCGUGUCCUGUCUCUGGAGACCAACAUUAGAGAACUAACCGGGCAGCUAAAUGAAAGCAAAGAAAAAGUGGUGCAGCUGGAUCUGCAGAUCAAAGCAAAGACUGAGCUUUUGCUAUCGGCCGAAGCAGCGAAGACUGCACAGAGGGUUGACCUGCAAAACCAUUUGGAUACAGCUCAAAAUGCUCUGCAGGACAAGCAACAGGAAUUAAAUAAAGUCAAUACUCAACUUGAGCAAGUGACGACAAAAUUAGCAGAAAAGCGGGAUCACUGUGCACAGCUGGAGCAGACUCUCAAAGAGUACAAGGAGAAGCAUCUGAACCUGGAGCAAAACGCAGAGGCCCUGGAGGGGCAAAUUAAGAAACUGGAAGCAGAUCUAACAAGUGUAAAAGCAAGUCGGGAACAAUGUGUGCAAGAUCUUCAGCAGCAGAAGCAGCAGAGCUCACAGCUAGAUCUGAAAGUGGCAGAACUAGUCAAGCAGCUUGAGGAUGAGAAGGCAUUAGUGCUUAAUGUGAAGCAGGAGCUACAGAAGAAGUCAGAUGUUCUGUUACAGUCUAAGGAGCUGAUGUCAAAACAAGAGAAAGAGUCAACCAGUCUGAAGGAAACUGCAGGAAAGUUGAAGCAAGACCUGGAAAAAUUGUCAGCAAACAAACAAGAAGCUGACAGUAACCUGGAGAAACUGAAGCUGGAGAGAGCCACAUUGCAGAAAGAACUCGCUGAUGCCAAGGACAAGUUAACAAAAAGCACAGAGUCUCUGGAGAAGUCAAGAGAGGUACUGGAGAAGGAAAGACAAACUGGAAAAGAACUCGUCCAGGUCAUGGAAAAAUCACGUGAAGAUCUGAAAGUUAAGCUGAAGGCGCAGACAGAAUCGGCAGCUAUAGAGGUCAAAGAGCUGAAAGCACAUCUGACCGCAAAGGAGGAGGAAUCCUCCAAGUUGAAGACUGAAAUACAAACCAUUAAUGAAAAGCUGCAGAGUUCUAAAAAAGAGAGGGAAAAACUUCAGCAAGAACAUCUGACACAGCUGAAAAAGGUCCAGGCGUCUUCUGAGGAAAAUAAGAAGCAGCACCAAAAGGAUAUGCAGUCCCUCAGCGCACAGUUGGCCGAUAAGGUACAACACAUGGAAAAGCUACAGCAGCAGAUUACAUUAUUAACUGGGGAACUGGCAUCUGAGAAAGGAAAACAGUCUGAUUUGCAGAAUGCUAAUGAAGGCCUCCAGGAAAAGCUGGGGAUCCUCCAGUCAGAUAUGUAUGGAAAAGAGUCUGAAGUUUCUGCUCUUCGACAAGAUCUUAAAUCUUUAGAGGAGAAGCUAGUGUUAGCCCAAGAGGAAUUGAAGACUAACAGGAAUGAAAUAAGUAGCCAAAUGAAACAGAUCAAGGAGCUAACUACAAUGAAGGCCACUAUUGAGCAGGAAUUAUCGACAAAGACAAACCAACUCGCAGAACAUGGCCAGAGUCUUCAGGAACUGCAAAAACAGAAGGCCCUCGUAGACAAGGAGCUAAGUGAUGAAAAAGUGAAAGUGGAUAAUCUUUCUGCCCUUAAGUGUAAGAUAGAAGAAGAACUCACAAAGAAGAAAGAAGAACUCAAGAAUGUCAGACAAGACUAUCAAAAGAAAACAAGCAGUCUGGAAGAAGCCAAACAGCUACUUAUCCAACAGAAGCUUGAACUGCAGGGGAAGAUGGAGAGCUCCGUGGCCGCCCUUAAGCAGGAAAAGAACCAGCAGCAGGUGCUGAAGGAUGAACUGAAAAAAAAGGAAGAGGAAUGGAAGAAGCAGCAUGCAGAUCUAAGGGAGAAACUGACGGCAGAAGGAAAGGAAAAAGAGGAGCAAAAGAAGAAGCAUGAAGAGAAUGAGUCUAAGCUGACCAUGCAGAUUACAGCUUUGAAUGAAAACCUGGCAACCCUGAAGAAGGAAUGGCAGAGCAGUCAGCGAAGGGUCGGUGAGCUGGAAAAGCAAACUGAUGAUUUGCGAGGAGAGAUUGCAGUGCUGGAAGCAACAGUCCAAAAUAACCAGGAGGAGAGGCGGGUGCUUUUGGAAAGAUAUAUCAAGAGUGAAGGAGAAAUUGAAAAGCUACAAGCCAAAGUAGUUGAGCUACGGAAAAAAGUCGAUGAAACCACAUAUGCUAUGGAGGAGCUUGGCAGAGAAAAUCAGUCACUACAGAUAAAACACAGUCAAGCACUAAAUAGGAAGUGGACUGAAGACCAUGAAGUACAGAACUGCAGGGAGUGUGGGAAAGGGUUUUCAGUAACAAUUAGAAAGCACCACUGUAGACAUUGUGGAAAUAUCUUCUGUGCAGAAUGUUCCUCAAGGAAUGCCUUAACUCCCUCCUCCAAAAAACCAGUCCGUGUUUGUAAUACAUGUUUUAGCGAUUUGCAGGGAUAGGAAAGGAUCUGUAGACAAAUCUCUGCAAAUUGCAUUUAGUAUUUUUGUUAUUGCACUUCAUAAAGCACUCAAAGUUCUUAUUCCUUUGGAUGAAGAUUGUAAAAUUUGAAAACACAAAAUGACCCUUUCACUUGUUUUAUUGCUACAAAAAGUCAAAUUAUUGUAUUUUUCAUGUUAGGAAAGCAUCCUAUCCCUCCUCGCCCUCCCACAUAUCUUUGCUGUCGCCGCCAUUUUCGUCUUGUCAGCUGCCUGUAAAUAAUAGCCAAACAGAAAAGUAACAAUGUAUUUUUUAUACAUCACCUUGACAGAACAAGAAAACACGAGUCUGAAAUGUAGUGUUGCUGCCUGGGAGUAAGACUGUAACUCCACGGAAGGAUCUAUUUUUUUUCCCAGUACUGAUCUGCCUUACUUGGUGUUACCGGACCUGCAUGCUCACUCGCUCACUGCAGACCUACAAAGGCACAUUUGCAUUUCACCCUCCUCUUAUCAUUUGCACAUACAGACAUGUGAACUUGAUAAAUUGGGUAAUGCGGCCCCCCCCCCCCCAGUGGCCAUUACUUGCUGUGUACUUGUGUGUGUUGAAAUCUGCAGAAAUAUGAUUGAACAGGCAGUAUUCUCAACCUGCACUUUGUUCUAAGGUGUGCCUACAUGCUUGGGUCAUUUGGAUGAUUAUUUUCUGCAUAUGUGACAGUGUCUGCCGUAAUAACAUUGAUGAGGACUGGAAAAUAAGACUUUGAACUUAGUUACUACUGUUGUGUACCAGACAGUUUUAUAUCCUUCUUUCAUACAGUGUCCAGACUUACAGGUUUGGUUUUGGGAUGUUUUUUUUAGCAAAUUAGGUGCAUUGUGCAAAAUAACAUCUGAUAUUGCGAUGAUAUGUAAAUAUUGCCUGUGGUUUAUGAAUGUCAUAUCCAACACAGUGACAGUAAAAUGGUUUGACAGAUGGUUAGUUGUGGACGUUACCACUGUAAAGCCCUGUUCACAUAUUCAGGAUUUGAGUGUGGAUUCACUUUUCCAAUAUUCCACCUUCAAUGCAUAUGAAUGGUGUUUUUUGUUCUCCCAAACACAGACAAUCCAAGGCUGAAAUCUGAGUGCGAGCGUUGGAUUUCUUCUGUGGGUCCUAUUGCCAUAGGCAAAUCCACGAUAUUUGAACAUACCCUAUGCCUCUGUGUAACAUGACGAGUUACAGGACUCACCGUUGAGUUGACAGAUUAAGUGGCAGCUUCCAUGACUUCUACUGAGUCUGUCAUGUUUCUAUUAUUUUUUUUACUAGACAGAAUAGCAAACCUUUGUAGGAAUGCUUGUCCUCGAUAACAGACCUGUGUAAAUGUGCCUUCAGUCAGAGCAGCUGAUCCUAUCAUGUAUACGAGAUGAAAAUGCUCACUGUUCAUCAGUGCAUCUCCCUGUGUAAAGCAAUGGAUGAGGUGUUGACAUUAUGGAAAAGUAUGUGAGAAUAGUGACACACUACAGGGUCUCCAUGUUUUCCUAUGUGAUACAGAUUGAGCUGGUUUGCCCUCUCCCAUGUCAUCUCUGUCUACCCUGUCAGCUCUUACAUGCAGGAGGCAGGGAAACCAGUGUGAAGCUCCAUCUCCUAGAAAUAUACUGGAGAGUCAGCACACACAGAUAGUACAGGCAGUGUGAUUCAGGAGGAUUAUAUAACUGCAGCUAAUACUAUAUACAGUCACCUACUAUAUAGCUGUCUCCCCUAUCUAAAGAACCAGGAGUACAUUAUACCUUCAAUAUAAUACAAGGAUAUGCAGAAGGAUGGGUCUGAGAGCUGCCAGAAGGAUUUUAUUGGUGAUGAUGAUGUCAUCUUGUAGUUCAAAGGAAGUCAGCCACAUGGAGGGAGCAAGUUCCUUUCUACACAUUAGUACAAGCUCUGGGCUGCAGAACCUAUGACCAGGUUCCCAUAAUAAAGAUUCAAAAUGUCUGGGUGUAACGGACGGAUGUAACUGCUAGAGUACCGGUGGUGAGUUAGCAAUAUAUGUCAAAUUAAAAAACCUGGAGUGCUUCUGUAAGCUUUGAAACUAGAAAGUCCCUCUGAAAGUAACAAAGCUGUUCAGUAUACGGGCCGGACUGACACACAGGGCAUUGAUGGAACAAAAACCGUUCAUUCCUGAUCACUGCCUGUUCACUGAGCCGCAGUAGAGCUGCAUUUACAUGCAGUAAUUGUAUUCUGUGUAUGAGGACUAAUGAUCAUUACUGCCACUGUUCAUCUCCAUACAGAUUCCCUGUUUGUCGUCAGCACAAGGUGAUGUGCUGCCAACAAAUAACGAUUUUCUAUGACGCGUGAAAGAUGCGUUAAUAACCGUUUGCCCAAUCACUGGGUGAUUGGCGGCACAUUUUCACUGGGCAGUUAUCCUGAACUAGCAUUUGUAACAGACUUUUAUCCCUGAUAAUUGUCCCGACCUUCAGUCUGUGUGAAAGGGUUUUUACAUACCGGAAUUAUUUACAGAGGAAUCUUCAUGCCGACCAGCCACUAAAUUCUUUAUGCCUAUAGCAUACCUGUUCCCAUAUCACAAAUUAUACAGUUUCCUCUAUAUGUCGUCAUGUGUGAACUUUACUACUCUUCAAAAAUUAUAUUAUAUUUUUUUUCCUUUUUAAAUGAUUGUAGCCAUUGUAAUUUUUAGGAGGUGGUUCUAUAUUCUGUAUUUGAGUAAAGACUUCUGUCUCUCGCUAACAACGAGCAUAUGGUAUGAGACGCUCUUCUGAUUUCCGUCUCUUUUCAGUCCAACUUUCCCCACACGCAGUAUCUGGUUAACCAAGCUUAGGCAGGAAUCACACAAGCAGUUUUUGAUGUGGUUUUCUUUUUAGCCAAAACUAGAAGUAUCUUUAAAGAGAAUAGGAAAUAUAACCGAAGGACAAAUAUAUUGUUCCCUUCCUGCUGGAACCACUUUAUCAAAAACUGCAUGUGUGUUUGUAGCCUCGGGGUACAGCCACACAUCAUGGGUGUUCCGACGCAGGUUGUUGCCGCGUUCUGCUGCAGAUUUUGCUGCACAAAUUGACAUGCUUUGGAUUUAAAAUCCGCAGGUCCACUUACACUGCAGAUUUCCUUUUCACAGUGGGUACAUGAGAUUUCUUAAAAUCUCAUCCACUUUGCUGAUACUGUAAAAUGCUGCGGUUUUACCGCACGCAAAUCAGCAAAGUAUUCGCAAUGGAUGGAUAUACCCUUAUGUUAACAUAGUGUCUAUGUUGAGGAUUUUGUACCGAAAUUCAAGUACAGUCAGCUGUAGAUUGUGGGCAUCUGCGGAUUUUCAAGACCACAGCGUAGUCUAUCCAUUGAAGAGUUUUUCUGCAGAUUAUACCCUUGCCAUGAAAACACUCUUCAUUUAGUCACCAAGGUGGACAUUUAUUAAGAGCGGUGAUUUAGACGCCAGUCUUAGUCACUGCUGGUGGAGGCGCACUUGGGAAAAGUGACAUGAGCGGCAAAAAGUCGCACAUUUUGCCGCAAAAAAACGAUCGGUGACAUUAAUACUCCAAAAAGUGGCGUAUAAGUUCUAAUAAAUUUCCCCCCAAGUCUUUAUGGUUAGCUUUACCUAUUAUUCCCAUUGAUUUGCAUGACCUGACGGCCCAUACAUUACUUUCUCCUUCAUCUCUCCCUGUACUAGUUAUACCAUGAAUGUGGGGGUAUAUAAAAUAAGGGCGGAGAUGUCAUGAAGUAGAGGCAUGGUCGUACAGGAAGGUAAGUCAGUGGACUUACCACAGGGCUUUGCCAUAGUCCGAGAGCAGAGAAGACAAUUAACAUGUGGUAUACCUAUACAUACAUGGAUAUAUUCACUACUAAUAGUACUUUGUAUCAAGGUUUGCUGAAUUUGUUGGUGUAAAGGUGUUUUUCAUUGUCAUUUCCUAAAUUUUGACAGCUAUUUAAAGGGUUUUGUUUAAAAUCUUCAUGGUGAUGGCCUAUGCCCAGGAUAGAUCAUUAAUAUGUGAUCGGUGGGGGUGCGACACUCGGGGACCCCUUCCAGUCUAGGCACUGUUCAGCCCCAUAGAAGGGAAUGGGCCUGGGCUGCAAUACCAAAUACGUCCACUAUACAAUGUACAGUGCUGUGAGGAGGCCGCAGCGCUUGUCGGUGUUCAGUAUUUUGUGAGGCAGUCCCCCAUGCUGGCAGCUGUAUGGAGGGUUUGGCAAGCACUUACCUGUACAGCUGUUUUGUGUGCAUUCGGAGUACAUGUUUGCAGAGUACCCACAAACCGCAGUACCUCCAUCCAGUCAUAGUCCACAAGAGUAUGCAGUAUGUCGGUCUGUCAUGGCGAUGCAUAGAGUAUAUUUUAUACAUUAGGAUUUUAAGGUGUAAUUCUCAUCAAAGGGUGUUAGUCUAGAUACUUGUAUAUUAAUUAUCUGCAUUUUCUUUACUUGGUAAGUGAAUUGACAGCAACAGUUUCAAGGGAAUACUAGUGGUUUUGCUGUAUCACAUGACGCCAUCCACUUUUAAGAUCGUAGGAAGGUGCUUUUUCUCCUUGCAGACGUCCAGCUGGUGUAGAGAGUCCUACAUGGAAAGAUAUAUGCAAAUAAGCGCUUCUCUGGAAGGAAGAAAAUGCUCUAGUGCUACCUCAUAGGUACCUACCAUGUAAGUCAAUACUGCAACCUGUAGGUCAGUAGCUGACCUGUUAAAGAGCCUUGAAGCAUGACUAUAUGGAUAUUAUCCAAACCAGAGAUAUCCAUUUGUAUCCAUAGUCAUGUUUCAAGGCUUUUUAAAGGGGUACUCUCACUUCAGCAAAUUGCAUUUAUUAUGUAUAAAGCCACUUACUUAUGUAUUGUUGUUACCCAUAUUUGUUCUAUUUUUUUUCCUGCAAUCCAUCAGUGUGGGCUUGCACACUAUAGGAAAAAGCACCAGCCUGUAUGAGCACCGGCGCUCCAGAGAGGCUGUCGCUUUUGCCUAGAUUGUGCAAGUACGGCCACUGCUGCAGGGUGGUCGUAGCCAAGGAAACAAGAAGUAUAUAUAAUAUGACAGAAAAAUGAAUCCAGCCAGCAAAGGAGGCAAUAUGGAGAAUCACAAUACAUUAGUAACGUCCUUGUAUUAAAGGGGUUCUGCACUUUGUUUUAACUGGAGAUCUAUCCUCUGGAUAAAUCA
Molecule: messenger RNA, 9393 nt
Organism: Bufo gargarizans (Asiatic toad)
Lineage: Eukaryota; Metazoa; Chordata; Amphibia; Anura; Bufonidae
Gene: EEA1
Product: early endosome antigen 1
Biological process (GO): endocytosis
Cellular component (GO): early endosome
Molecular function (GO): metal ion binding; 1-phosphatidylinositol binding
Source: RefSeq, a predicted model, not a curated record